This is a messenger RNA of Penicilliopsis zonata CBS 506.65, 1343 nucleotides long. RefSeq lists its product as hypothetical. The record is from RefSeq and is a predicted model, not a curated record. Gene Ontology annotation, cellular component: endoplasmic reticulum; endoplasmic reticulum membrane. Lineage: Eukaryota; Fungi; Ascomycota; Eurotiomycetes; Eurotiales; Aspergillaceae. The transcript is spliced from 3 exons. Gene Ontology annotation, biological process: 'de novo' protein folding. The coding region runs from base 230 to 1033 and encodes 267 amino acids.
GCCUCUCAGCAAAAACCAGCGACUCGUACCGUCAUAAUCGGCCUGGAAUGCUGGUAUAGAUCGUCAUUGGCCCGCGCCGCUUAAAUAAGAGUGUCUGAUCACCGUGGCUUGGCCGUGGGCCUGUUCCCCCCCCCUUCGUCCAGUCUUUUCCCCUGCUCUUCUUUUCGAUGUCGCCGUCGUGUCUGAACAAUUCAACUUCUUCCUCUCAUUUGAUCUGAAAGCGCCCGCCAUGCUUUCGACGCUUGUCUGUCUCGGACUGCUGGUGACGGCCGGCCAGGCAAGCAGCAACGCGUCCGACCUGGUUGGGACGUGGUCGACGAAGACGCGCAAAGUGAUUACGGGGCCGGUAGGAGACCAUGAUCCACUGGCAGUGAUAGUGCGAGUUCAUUCUGACUAUUUGCAGACUUUCUAUGACCCUGUGAAUGAUACGCUGCUCGAACCCUCCUUGACGGGGUAUUCCUACUCGUUCACCUCCGACGGUCACUAUGAAGAGGCUUACUAUCGCGCCAUUCCGAACCCCGCCGACCCUGCUUGUCCGAAAGGAAUCAUGCAGUGGCAACACGGCACCUACACCGUGAGCAGCGACAACGAGCUGAAACUGACGCCGAUCGCCGUCGACGGGCGCCAGCUGCUGUCGGAGCCUUGUUCCUACGACGUGGGCAUCUACACGCGGUACAACGAGACGGAGACCUUCCCGGGCUUCAAGGUGUACACCGAUCCUUACCACGGCGUCAAACGCCUCGAUCUGACCAGCUUCGACGGCUCCCUCUUGCACCCGAUGUACCUCGUCUACAAGCCGCCGGAGAUGCUGCCGACCUCGACGCUGAACCCGACGGUCACAGAAACGGUCAGCGCCAAGCGCAAGCGUGAUUUGUUCACGACCGACGAAGAGCGCGAGGAGAGGGUGGUUGGCUCGCCGUACGGGACACUCGCCGUGCGGAAACGCACGGUCGAACCCGCCAGCGCGGACCGGUGGUGGUGGUUCGGCGUUGUCCUGACCUCCGCGGGGGGGGUCAUGAUGCUUACCUUCUAAUAAUGCUGGGGGGGAAGUGUGUGGCCUGUUUAGAUGGAUGGCUUCGUAACCUGUCUGCAUUGGCGUUUGUUAUGUCCGGGUAUGUCUGCAUGAGGCGUCGGGUGUAUAUUAGAUUUUUAUCGCUUUUUAUCGUUAUAUUAUUUCUUGGAGCAAUGAUUGAACCUCUACCAUAUCGUACAAAACGUCUUGAUAUACAACCUUACACCCUGCACGGUUUUUAUACGCUCUUCACACCCUCCUUGGCUAUGCGAGCCACCACUGCCCUCUCGGCUGGCUUCCCAUCCAACGCACCCCCCGGCGCAAACAGCGC